AUGGUGCAGGCGGAAUUUCCCGUUUCUAUCGAUGCUGGUGUCACGGCGGAGCUGAUAGCGGAGCGCAAAUUCAACCUGGCUCCGGCUGAAGUUCGCCGCCGACGUCUGAUCCUGGAUGACUCAGACGAGGAGGCCCCGCCGAUCAGUGGCCGUUGCUCUCCAGCCGCGGCUCCGAAAGGGAAGAAGGGAGGACGGCUGAUAUGA
Messenger RNA from Linum trigynum, 204 nucleotides. Lineage: Eukaryota; Viridiplantae; Streptophyta; Magnoliopsida; Malpighiales; Linaceae. The record is from the annotation of a GenBank genome assembly.